GCUCACAGACGGUUUAUUUGAAGUUUGGGGAUAAAGGUAGAACAAUUCAUAGCUGUUCAUUUUGGAAAAUAUUUGCGAUGGAUGGUUUGUGAUUUUCAUCUAUAAUCACUUUGGAUCGUAAGAUUAAUUAAUAUUUUUGUCUUUAUAUAAUUUUGAACGAGAUUGGAGCUCCUCCCACAGAAUCGACGAGGGUGUAAUUUUUUAUCUGAUAAAACCGAAGUGUUAUUAGGCUGCACUGUUUACAUUAGGCUACUCGCCUCGUCAAAUAGACAGGAAGACCCUCAUCACCUACCUGAGUGAGGAGAACAAUCAGGAAGUAAAUUCAACUUGAAUACACCACAAUUCAAUAGACAUUAACAGAAAUAUGGUGGAGUAAAAUAUUGUACGGAUAAACUGUUUGAUCGCUGUUACUUAACAUACAUCUUCAUUCGGUAAGAAGAGAACAGCGAAUUGAGAAGUGGAAGUUGCUGAGAACGAGGAAAAAAGAUGGCGGCUUAUAUUUUGAAUGGAAGAGCGUAUCGUGUACUGUCGUUGUGUCUUUUAAAUGGAUUUAUAUCUUUAGCACUGGGCCUACCAACACAAAAUCUGUUUGUUGAUAGGAACUUUAAGGAUAAUACAAACAAUUUAGAAUAUAUGAGUACAGAACUCUACUCGUCAAAAUUUAAUUUUUCUAAAGAAGCCUACAGUGGGUAUAUCCUAGAAAAUUCAAAAGUAGGGAGUAGUGUAUUGGGUUUGGAGGACUUGAUAUUACCAUUUACCUGGGAGGCAAGAGAUGCUGGCGAUCUUACCCUUUCUGGUGAUGGACACCAACAUUUCAUUUUAUCGAAUACACUCAGUGAAACUGGUAUGAAAAUAAAUUUCCUCACAACAGCAAUUUUAGACAGUGAAUCAAAAAGUAGUUAUCAAUUUACCCUGAGAGCACCAAAACUGGGAGCAUCAACCGUGGUUCACAUUGUCAGAGUAACAAAGUCUGAUGAUUCAUUAAUAUUUAGGCCGUACCUUGAUGAUAUGAUUGUACCGGAAUCUAAAUCACGUAGACGCAGGGAUAUAUUACCUGGUGUUACUGCGACUGUAAAUGAGGAUGCGCCUAUUGGUUAUGUGGUUUAUAAAUUCAAUGAAUCCUCAUCGCAUCGAUUUAUGAUGACCGAUAACAACCCAAGAUUUGAAGUUGAUUAUAACGAUGGUGAAGUCCGCGUCAGUAGUGCCCUCGAUUACGAAAUGGUGAACACCGAGACUAUUACUAUAGUUACAUGGGAUAGUCAGCAAUCAAUGACAUCCAAUACAACAUCACUGACUAUAACUAUAUUAGAUGUGGAUGAACCACCAGUUUGGAUGAUGGAAUAUAUUCCGUACAUUGCUGUUGUCAAGCCAAAUGUAGCCAAUGGUGUUUUUGUUUACCAACUCUACGCCGAAGACCCAGAUGAUGCCAAUAUUGAAAUCUCCUACGAAUUCUUCAUUGAUACUGCAGGAGACAUCUUUCGAGUAGAUGAAACAACUGGAGAGGUGUUUACCAACUUUGGACCAGGGCAGAGUCUUGUUGGCAUCACUGAGGUGAUGUUGACUGUAUCGGCCAAUGAGAAAGACACAAACAUGAGUUCUUAUACCGAUAUUGUGAUCAAGGUCGGAACUUAUCCGCCACAGUUUACUCGAGAAAUCUAUUAUGUUGAUGUCACUGAAGGAUCAAGUCCAAGAACAUUACUAGUUGUCAAAGCAAAGUCAUUUGAACGCAUGGGAAUUGUAGCCUACUCAAUUGCUGAAGACACAUCGGGCAUUAGCCAUUCAAUUAACAGUGAGGGAGUGAUCACAAUGAAUUCUGUAGUAGACAGGGAGGUUCGCGAUGGUUACGUACUCACAAUCCGUGCUGAUGAUAUUGGCAGUGAAAUUGGCAGCGGGUAUUGCAAGGUGUAUGUUACAGUGCAGGAUGUUAAUGACCACGUUCCAGAGUUCAGUCAAGUGAUCUAUGCAUUCCGUGGCAUAAGCGAGGACAUUCCUAUCUACCGAAGUGUUGGAAAAGUUGUCGUGAAGGAUGAUGAUGGGGAUGUCUUUGGUAAAAUACUGUUCACCACCCCAAGUAACGUACCUUUCUGGGUAAACGAGGGAGGCAACGUCUAUCCCAGUGGCCCUCUUGACUAUGAGAUUGAUUCGCAUCGUUAUUCCUUUAUUGUAACAGCCACGGACCUUGGCGGUUCCUCCAGUACGGCCACAGUCCGUGUUUAUAUGACUAACAUAAAUGAUGCUCCUCCUGUAUUUUCACAACCAACGUAUUCGUUCCAAGUAGAUGAGAAUGCGCCUACAAAUUACAAGAUUAACAACGUGUAUGCCACCGAUCCUGAUGGUGACGGUCUUACCUUCAGUAUAAAGCGAGAAGGUCAAGGCUAUGAUUUGUUUGAAGUUGAUCCCUCCACAGGUGUUGUAAGUAGGUCAGGAGUCACUGGGAUGUUAACCGAUGCAUCCUACACAAUCACCAUAGUGGCUACCGACGACGGUGCGUGUUGUGACCAAACUCCUCGGGUUAAUAACAUAGCUGAGGCCACUGUUGUCAUAGUCGUCAACGAUAUCAAUGACAACACACCAAUCUUUCCUAAUUGCAAUUCGUAUGAUCCCGUCAUCUUUGAGAAUGCAACACUAAAAUCAGAAGUCAUCACUGUACUUGCCACUGAUGCAGAUAAAGGCUCUAAUGGCGAAGUGACUUACAGACUAGAAGAGGAAAAGACGAAAAGCAAUUACUUCUACAUCGAUCCCGAAACUGGAGUUCUCACAACAAAUAAGUUUCUGGAUAGAGAAGAGAUUGAUACUUUCUCUUUGUCCGUUCUUGCUGAGGAUGGUGGCAAGAACAAACUUACUGGAAUCUGCCAAUUUACAGUUACUGUGUUAGAUGUGAACGAUGUCUACCCAUUGCCUGUACGCUUCACCACAACUCUUGCAAGAGACACAGCAGUGGGUGAAGUUGUUGCGAGAAUGGAAGCUUUUGACCCAGACUUAGAAGAUCAGGACGGAUUGGUAUUUUCACUAACCGACCCUGAUAAUCAGUACUUUGAGAUGGAAUCCGAUGGUACACUGAAAGUUAAAUCUAGUCUUGAAAGCUACCCAGAUAACGAGGUAUCCCUCAGAGUUGAUGUGAGAGAUAAGAAAAAUCAGAAAGCACAGACCUCUGUGACCAUAGUUUUCACCGAUGCAAGGGUCAAUCCACCACAAUUUAUUCAAGACCCCCACCCUGAUGAGUCGGUAUCGGAAGAUAUUGGUGUUCUUACCGUAGUCUUCAGUGCUCGUGCAGUAGCAGCGGAUGGGUCUCCUGUGAUUUAUGAAUUGUUAUCUGGUGAGACAAAAGAGACCAAUAACCCAGUCAAGUUUAAAAUCGACCUUGAAGGGAAUGUGUUUGUUUCAGACAGCUUGGACUAUGAGGACACAACAAGGUACGAGCUUCGAAUCAAGGCUCAGGAUGGUAAUCAGGAGAGCUUCAUAGUUGUAAAUGUUAAUGUAAUUGAUGUGAAUGACAAACAACCAGAAUUCAUUCUAUCGAGGGGAUAUGCUGCAAACAUCGCUGAAGGAGACUACCAAGAUGCAGAACGCACGGUUAUUGAAGUUUUAGCAGUGGAUGCAGAUACAGAACAAAACUUCAGAACGAUUUCAUACAGUCAGACACCCGGUCCAAAUAGUGAUGUAAUCAAUCAUGACUUUAAUGUGGAUCCUGUAACAGGAACAAUCACAACCAAUGCUAAUUUUGAUCGAGAGGAAACCUCCAACUACAUCAUAUACAUCACCGCUGAGGAUUCGGCCCCUUCUGCCAUUCCAAGUGUUCCGGCAGGAGAAAGUAAUACAGCUACGGUUGCUGUGAGGAUUAACAUCAUUGAUGAAAACGACAAUAAACCUGUUUUCGACAAAGGUGUGUAUGAAGCCACUGUGAUGGAAGAUGUUGCGAUUGGUACCAGUAUUGCUCAAAUUACUGGCACGGAUGCAGAUGAAGGUGGAAGUGCUGGUCUAAAUUACCUGAUCGCAGGUGGCAUCACACAACCAGAUAGCAUACCAUACCAAAACGCUGUUUUUGAAGUGGAGGCGCACACAGGGCGGAUUAAAGUGGCUUCCUCCUUGGAUUAUGAGAAUAUCCAGAGUUACAGACUUGAGUAUGUUGCUACCGACGGAAAGCACGAGACUGUGGCCACAGUGAUUAUCACAGUUGAAAACGUAAACGACAUUGAACCGGAGUUCGACCAGUCGCAAUACAUAGCAGAGAUAGUGGAGGAGAAUAGUGGUGAAAGUUUUGUACUAGAAGUAACUGCAGUAGAUCGGGACGAAGGUAGUGCAGGUGCUCCGAGUGCCAUAAAGUACUCACUUGAAGGCGAAGAUCCCGACUACUUCACCAUCAGGGAAGACAGUGGUCAGAUCUUUGUCCUUAAGUCACUGGAUCAUGAACAGAAGAAUGAAUGGAGGUUCUUAGCUCGUGCCACAGAUGAAAAUGGUUUUGGUAGAAGCGGAUACACAGAUGUGAAAAUUGUAGUGAAUGAUAUCAAUGAUAAUGGACCGGUAUUUAAUGCAGCACGUUAUGAAGGAACAAUUAAGGAAGGGGAUCCUCCAACAGAUCGUUAUGUGAUGACCAUGACGGCAUCGGAUGCAGACUCGCCUUUAUAUUCUGCAAAUACGUACAGUAUCGAGCAGAUCCCUCCCUCAGAGCUUCCCCCGGGUGUUCUUGAUGGCAGCGCCCUCUUUGAAAUUGGCAGAACCAGUGGCAGAAUUGAGGCAAAGUCAACUGCUAAUCUUGACCGGGAGGCCAAUGACAUAUACUAUCUGCAGGUGAAAGCCGAGGACAUGGAUCCCACUGAGAGUAGAUCGGCCACUGCAACAGCAACCAUUAGAGUUGAGGACAUCAACGAUAACGCACCCAUAUUUGACCCAACUAAUUACGCAACGACUAUUCCGGAGACCCUGGCAAGAGGUAGCAGAGUGCUGGAUAUACUGGCUAGCGAUCGAGACAUUGGUGUUAAUGCUGAACUUACCUUCACAAUUGAAUCUGGCAACAAUGAUGGUAAAUUCAUGAUUAAACCAAAUCCUGUCAACAUGCAGAAUGCAAUAUUGGUCCUAAACAAGGAUCUUGAUUAUGAGAGUGGAGACCAGACAUUCAGUUUAAGAAUACAAGCUACCGAUAGCCUAUCGUCGGCGACGGCGGAAGUUGUUAUCACAGUGACCGACGAGAAUGAUGAGGCACCAAGGUUCACUAAUUUACCCGAAGAAUUUAGUUUCCCUGAAGGAUUCAUUCCACAAGAUGCCAUCAUUACCGUUUCUGCAACGGAUGAUGAAAAUGGAGAAAAUGGCAGAAUCGACAGAUAUGAAAUUGAUCCUUCUACCAAUGAGGGCGGUUUAUUUGAAAUUGAUCCAGCAACGGGAGUGCUGAGGCUGAUAAAAAUGCUUGACCGAGAGACUGUGCCAGUACAUAACCUAAGAAUAUUGGCGAUCGAUGCAGGUACCCCACCCAUGACCGGUGAAGGAGUCUUGACAAUCAUUGUUAUUGACAUAAAUGAUGAGUGUCCAAGUUUCCGUGAAGAUGCUUACAAUCCAGUUGUAAUGGAGAAUCAGGAUAGUCCCAUUGAAGUUGUCCAGGUAGUACCGGUAGAUCCCGAUAUCAUUGGAACCCAAAAACCAUUUGUUUUUGAAGUUGCCAAUGGUGAUUAUAAACCAGAGGGCGGACAAUUUACUAUAAACCAAGCAUUUAAAUUGACACAAGAUGGUGACACUGCCAUUGUGUCCACCCUAAAAGAGUUUGACCGAGAAUUGCAGGAACUCUAUCAAAUGGAAAUUCGGAUUUCAGAUGCUCACACACCUCCUAACUCGUGUAUCAAUAUUUUAAAUAUCCGAAUUGGAGAUGAAAAUGACAACCCCCAUCAAGAUGGCUCCAAGUCCAUGUCUGUCUACACAUACGAAGGAGGAUCAGGGACAGGUAUUGGUACAACACCUGUUGGCCCAGUUAAUGCUCCAGACAAAGAUAGUGAUGAUAUAGACGAGAAGACAUUCACGAAGAUCGAUGCAAGUGAUGAUGUAUGGGACCACUUUGAUGUUGACCGAGAGAGUGGCAACAUUUUGAUCAAGGCUGGGACUCCAUCUGGUACUUACACUAUGAAGGUGCUAGUCUCUGAUGGUAAAUGGGAAGACAGCACCGCAACUGUAACCGUCAAAGUUACCGAUCUACCUGAAGAGGCCGUAUACAACUCGGGAUCCCUGCGUUUUACGGGGACAACUGCUGGUGACUUCAUCCAAGAACCAAACAGUAAAUACAGUAAAUUACGUAAAAGCUUGGCAGCCAUAAUCGGUGCAAAAGAGGAUAAUAUCGACAUUUUUAGCGUGAUGGACGUGGUUGGUGAAGCAAAUACUAUUGACGUCAGGUACUCCGCUCAUGGAUCGCCAUACUACAAAGCAGAGAGGAUGAAUAGUGCUGUUCGUAAGAGUAAAUCUCAGGUUGAAUCCGAAACAGGUCUUGUCAUCACAAUGGUCAAGAUCGAUGCCUGCUUCAUGGAUGAGGGCGUUUGCGAAGGUUCCUGCUACAACAACUACACUGUGACCAAAGAACCAUACAUCAUUGAUUUGCAAUCACAGUCCUUCACUGGAAUAACCACCUACACUACCGCUGCUUGCGGAUGCGCUGGAAGAGAAAUCUUUCCGGAUGGGUGUUCAUUUGAUGCGUGUAUGAACGGAGGGACGUGUACCUCUACCCCUGAAGGAUUCAGUUGUGAAUGUCCAUCUGGUUAUGAAGGCGGACGCUGCGAAGAGAUUAAGAGAAGUUUUAGUGGCAGUGGGAGCUACGCAUGGGUUGAAACACUUGAGCAGUGUGAGGAGACGGUAACUUCGAUUGAGUUCAUCACCAAUAAAGAUGGAACCUUGUUUUACAACGGUCCAAUGACAGGGGAAUCCGGACAGCCUUCGGAUUUCAUACUGCUGGAACUUGUCAAUAAACGUCCCCAGCUGCAACUGAACCUGGGAAGUGUCACCAGCACUUUUGAGUUCGGAGCUAGUGAUCUUGGAGAGUUGACUGACAACGAGUGGCAUCACCUGGAAAUCCGAAGAAAUGGAAAGGAGGUAGAGAUGGUUGUUGAUCACUGUCUGUCUGCAAAGUCUACAAUCUCAGAAGCUGGUAGCUCAAGCAUUAUUGAUGAUUCCAGCUGUCGCAUCGCUGGCACAGUGGCAGGAACAUCCAGAUUGUUGAAUGUGAACACACCUCUACAACUAGGAGGUCGUGCCACAUCGGGAUGGGACUACGGUUCAAUAUCAUUCGCCAACAAUGGGUUCGACGGCUGUAUACGUAACCUGAUUCAAGACGGUAAACUGUACGACUUGAGCGAUAACAAUGUCGGCGUAUCAUUUAAAAAUUCUCAAGAAGGAUGUCCACGAACCGAUCAGAACUGUAUUGACAAUUCUGAUGGAUCUAACAAGUGUGUCAACGGUGUCUGUGAUGCGAACAUUGAUACUGCUGUCUGCAUUUGUUAUCCGGGAUUCACAGGAGUUCGGUGUAAUGAAGAAACCCCAGCACAUGAUUUUGAAGUGAACAGUUUUGUUGACUACACUGUAAAAGCUGCAGCAGGUCUUGACACCAUCGGGUAUGAGGAACAUUACCACUCAAUGGUACGAACGUGGGAGGAAAGCGGACUUGUGUGGUACAUCGCUAACUUGGAUACAGGGGAACACACCACUAUUGAAAUUAUUGAUGGGACAAUGAGGCUUCGCUAUAACCAUGGAGAAGGUGAAUUUAAAAUGAGCCUUCCCAACUACAGAAUCAAUAAUGGAGCAUGGCACAGUGUUGAGUAUGAUCGCUAUGGCAACUAUGUUACAUUGAAAGUUGACAGAGGUGGUGGAACUAGACAGGUGGAAGGAUCUCCUGGAACGUUCCAGCAGUUUAUAGCGAGUCCAGAAUCUCUAAGAGUUGGAGAUUCACUCGGGAAUGAAGUUAUACCAUUGGACUUUAUAGGUUGUAUGAAUGAUUUAAGGAUCAAUAAUAACUAUCUGGGAUUCUCAUCUAGCAAGUUUGCUGAAGUCACAGACAUAGAAAAUGUGAAGGAAGGUUGUGUGAGCAAUGCCUGUGUUGAUAUUUACUGCCCCGUAACCUUUAUCUGCAAUGACAUUUGGAGGCGACAUGAAUGCAUAUGUCCGGUGGGCACUCUAUUAGAAGGUACAACUUGCGUAGCCGUGAAUGCCUGUUUUGGUGUAAUCUGUGAUGGUGGCUACAGAUGUGAAGUGAACGAAGCUGGUAAAGGCGUUUGCGUUCCAAAUAAAGACACAUUAGUUAAAGAGGCCACAUUAAGUACCGGAGCAAUCAUAGCCCUGCUAAUAUGUAUACUGAUCAUACUGAUUUUGGUAUUGAUGUUCAUUCUGUAUCAACGUAAAAUGCGUCAGAGGAAAGAACCGUUGUUUGUUGACCCUGGCGACGAUCUGAUCGAAAAUCUAGUCCACUAUGACGAAGAGGGAGGUGGAGAAGAGGACCGUGAUGGUUACGACAUUAACACCCUUAGCAAACCCAUUGGAGUUAUUGACCAUACAAUAGAAAAGAAAAGGCGGCUACCAGAAUCUGCUGUGCCAGCAUUUACUGGCCCAGAUAAUGUUGGUGAUUUCAUCAAUGGCCGUUUGUCCAAUGCUGAUGAUGAUCCAAAUGCUCCACCAUACGACACUCUCCACACGUUCGAUUACGAGGGUGAUGGUUCCACGGCAGGAUCGCUUAGUUCGCUGCAUAGUGGAAGCUCGGACGACUCACAGAAUUACGACUACCUGAACGACUGGGGUCCACGCUUCAAGAAAUUAGCUGAUAUGUACGGUGGUGCAGAGGGAGGUGAAUACUGAGAGAUUCUGUGUUUAAUUUAAGGUUCAAAAACAAAAUAAAUCUAAUAUACAUUUCAAUAAUAAUGUAGAUAGUGCUUAAUGAUUGCAAAAGCUGUUUACCAUUCCAGUGUAGUUUGAAUAUACUGAACUGUAGCUCAACAGGCAAGUACAAAAUCAAUUGAUUUAUGAUUAUUGAUUAUUGAAAAUUCAUGAAAGAAAAUUGGUUGAAAUAUUACAACAGAUAUUGGGUUUACAGUUGAUAACUACUUGCUUUUACUAUCAUCACUUUUUGAGAUUUUGUGAAAUUUGUGAGUGGUCUCCCAAUUCUUGUCUAUUUUUUGUAGAUAUAAUAUCUCCCUUGAUGAUGUUGGAAUUAGGUGCUGUUAUUUAUAAUAGAUACAAAAAACACUGUAGACAGGGUUGUAAAGGUUAUUGAUGAUCACUGGUUUAAGUGCACAUAGAAGAAAAUCUUGAUAAAAUAUUACCAUUCCUUGCCAGUUAGUUGCUAGGACGAUUUCCAAUAAUGUUAUAAUUCAUAUACUUGUUAAUGUUUGUAUGUUGUAGUUACCAUCAAUUGGAGAUAUUGAAUAUUUCUAAUAUUUCAAUUAAUAUAUUUAAAGUUCUAAAUUCAGCAUCUAGUUAAGUAGCACAUGGACACGGAAUAAAGAAUAACAAGUACUGUUUUUCGAGGCUGAUAUGUCUGUAGUGCAUUCAAUUUUGUUUACCUUUGAAUGUUGUUAAAGUAAAUAUUUCUAAUAUCACUUUCUGAUUAAUAGGUUUCUUUAAAUGAACUAAUUUAUUUUUAGAUGUAGCUUAAUAUUUAUGCAAAAAUCCAAAACAUUUAAAGUUUGAAGUGGCGAGUUUCUAUUUGGCAUUAUUUUUUUGGCACAAACAGUCAGUAAAAACUGUAGUGUUAGUCGGUUACUUCAGUAAAUUGAGUUGGUGCACAAUAUCUUGGAGCAAGGUUUAAACCUCUACCACUUGCUUUUAUUUUAAUGGUUAUUUUUAUUAUGAAUAAUCAAAGUAUGCAAUAUGUGGUGAUUGUAUAUUGUGAAAGUUAUGGUGUUUUCUUUCCAAAGUGUACCAUACCUUCCUUGUUUUGGAAGUUUUUUUGUAAAUUAAUUUUUAUAGUUUCAAGUUAUUUAUACAAAAAAAAGAACAACACUUAAAGAUGUAGAUGUAGGAAUAAGCUGUACAAAUUGAGAGCUUGCGUGUUGUGUGUGGUUAACAUCAAAUGUUAAGUCAAUAUUUGCUUUUUUUUCCAUUUCUUUUCUCAUUUUUCGUUAUCAUUUCAUGUAAGUGUCAUUAGCAGAUUUCCACUGCCAAAAUUGUUACUAAGCUAAUAUGGUAGUAUUCAAUUAAGAAUUUACUUUUUUCUUUUUAUCUUUUACUUUUUGCAUUGUCUUUUCACAUUUAUACAAUAAUGGAUAUUAAUACUAGAACUCGCUUACUCGCUGUCGUAUCGUAGUGCACUAAAAUAGUAGUACCAUACAUAUUGUUAAUUGUACAGUUGCUAAUAAAAUGCAUAGCUGCAAAACA
Anneissia japonica is the source of this 10332-nucleotide messenger RNA. Its product is annotated as neural-cadherin-like. The coding region runs from base 487 to 8814 and encodes 2775 amino acids. Gene Ontology annotation, biological process: multicellular organism development; cell-cell junction assembly; cell morphogenesis. NCBI's taxonomy places the organism in Eukaryota, Metazoa, Echinodermata, Crinoidea, Comatulida, Comatulidae. The transcript is spliced from 33 exons. Gene Ontology annotation, cellular component: plasma membrane; catenin complex; adherens junction. Gene Ontology annotation, molecular function: calcium ion binding; cadherin binding. The record is from RefSeq and is a predicted model, not a curated record.